CAGAGAUACUGGCUGCUGGUAUCUGCUCUGCAGGUAAUGCCCAUAAUGCCUUCACUUUAGGGACAGAAGAAGGAGCCAUCCCAGGAUUGUGUGGUACUGGCUAUGACCCAGAGGCUUGGCUUGGAGGCAGGUGAUGCCUGGAGAACAGAGAAGAUGGCCAUCCUUGUAGCUCUAGGGCUCUUGAUGGCUGGGUUUUGCCCUGCGGUCCUCUGCUACCCAGAAGGCACAUUAGAAAGAGACACUAUAACCCAAAGUGACCAAAACAUUGAGACACAAAUGGACAGUCUAACAUUCCCUAACACUGACUUUGCCUUCACACUCUACAAGGAGAUGGUUUUGAAGAAUCCAGAAGAUAAUAUCAUCUUCUCCCCAUUCAGCAUAUCUAGUGCCUUGGCAGUCCUGUUUCUGGGAGCAAACAACAACACCCAGAAAGAGAUUCUAGAAGGUCUCAAGUUCAGGGCCACAACGAUCCCUGAGAUUGAUGUCCACAGGGGCUUUGAGAACCUCAUACACAUGGCCAGCCGGCCAGAGAGCAGGGUGCAGGUCGGUAUAGGCAGUGCUGUGUUUAUUGAAAAGAGCCUGCCGAUACAGGCAGAGUUCAUUGGGAAGCUAAAGGCUCUCUACCAGGCUGACUUCUGCACAACCGAACUCCUGGAGACUCAAGAGGCCAAAGGGAUCAUCAACGCCUGUGUGAGGGAACAGACCCAAGAAAAAACCAACAAAUUUAUCUCAGACCUGGAUGAGAGGACAAUCAUGGUGCUGGUGAAUUAUGUGUACUUUAAAGGAAAAUGGAAGAUGCCCUUUGACCCUCAUGACACAUUUGAGUCCGACUUCCACUUGGACAAGGAGGGGACUGUGAAGGUGCCCAUGAUGAAAGUUGAGGACCUGACCGUACCCUACUUCCGGGAUAAGGAGCUGUCCUGCUCUGUGGUGGAGCUGGAGUACACAGGCAGUGCCAGCGCCCUGUUCAUCCUCCCUGACGAGGGCAAGAUGCAGCAGGUGGAGGCCAGCUUGCGACCAGAGACCCUGAGGAAGUGGAAGGACUCUCUGAGGCCCAGGAGGAUUGAUGAGUUCUACCUGCCCAAGUUCUUCCUAUCCAAAGGCUACAGCCUGGAGGACAUCCUUCCAGAGAUGGGCAUCAGGGAAGUCUUCUCCACACAGGCUGAUCUCUCUGGGAUCACAGGAACCAAGGACCUCAAAGUCUCUCAGGUGGUCCACAAGGCUGUGCUGGACAUAAGUGAGACAAGCACAGAAGCAAGUGCCAACACAACAGUGAAAUACAUCUUCCUGUCUGGAAAACUGCAGCCUAAAAUUGUGAAAAUCCAAAAGCCAAUCCUGUUCUUCAUCAUGGACACAAAAUAUCAGAUUAUCCACUUUAUGGGCAAGAUCAUCAACCCCAUGAAGAGCUAGAACUUCCCAAACAAUGGGGCUUAUGGCACAUUCCUGAAGCCCUCACUCCUGAAGCUGCAUGGGGCCUGUUGGUCAGGCCACCUCCUUUCCCCCUAGGGCUCCUACUUAGAGCAGAUAAGCCUUUUUCUAGGUUCCUAGCUGACCAACCUCACAUGUCAGAUGGACACCUCAGCUUUCAUCACCCAAAAUGAAGAGGUAGGAGCACAGGAUCAAUAAAUGUGUACCUGCACAGAAAGUGGCCAGGCUGUGUUCACUCACCUCCUAUUGGCAGGACUAUGGUCUCCAGUGACAACAGGGCAGUUGAGAUUGUCACUCACACUCUGUGAGUCCUGUGACAUCCCUCUGACUUACAUACUAUUAUCAGUUGAAGAGGAAUUUUAAUUCAGAACAUGGCUGCUCUGGCUAGAGAUCACAUCCAAAGAGUUUCUAAGUCUGUAUGGUCUGGCUAGAAUACAAGCAGGCCUUAAUCCAGGAGACAGAAGCAAGUAGAUCGGAGUUCAGGGCCAGCCUGGUAUAGAGCAAGCAUCAGGAAAAAAAAAAAAAAAAAGCUUUGGUCCAGGUUUGUUGGUACCCACCUUUAAUCCCAACAAUAAAGGUGAAGUUAGUUUUUAGAAGGAAGUAUCCAUGUUUGAAAGUGAUGUCUAAUUGAGUGGCAGUAAAAGAAAGUGAUGAAUCAGAGAAGAUUUGACAGAAUGGGAUAUUCCCAACACUCACAAGGAGAGAGAGGAAUGGAAAGAUAUCUAAAGGGCAAUGCAGAGAGAGGAGGCAGUUUUACUGGAGUUUUACAGAGAGAGGUUACAUGAAAGAACAAGCUAGACACAGGUGAAAGCGGAAUGAGCCAGAGAAUGAGAAGGAACAAGAAGAUUAGAAUAGAUUGCUGAGCUGGGUGUGGUGUUGAAUGCCUGUAAUCCUAGAACUCUGGGAAACAGAGACAGGGAGGUCACUGUGAAUUCAAGGCCAGCCUGGUUUAUAAAGUCCCAGACUGGCAAGGCUACACGGAGAAAUUCUGUCUCAGAAAAAAAGAAAGGAAGGAAAGAGAAAGAAAAAAUUGCUGAAGUAGCUUGAAGCCAAGCAGAGCAAUUCAGAGGCCAAGAGAAAAGCCAGAUUGAAUAAGUUAGCUGGGAGGAGUUUGAGCCAGAACAGCGGAAUUGAACCAGCCAGGCUUUGAGCUCAGUAAGAACAAGGACAGCAGCUAUCGACCAUAGCCUAUCCUCUGCAUACAGGUCAGAUCCAGAUGUACAGCAGCAGUGAAUGAGUGCGUGAAAGUGUGAGCACACGCAUGCACACAUGUAUGAGGAAUGUUUGGAAGUCAAAUCUUAUGAAAAUGAAGCCUGAGUCUUAUCAGCAAGCCAGUACAUUUACCAAGGCAGAUGGUCAUGCACAGAAAGGAACAGGUUGGUCUUCUUUCUAUAGGGGUCUUUGAUGACAAGAGGCUUUCUAGCAAGCUCAGCUUCCUGGAAGAGUGGGCUUCUCUUGGCUCCUUCACAGAUGCUGAUCUUGAAGAGUUUAAGUUAGCCUGGAUAUAGUUAGCCUAGUUAGCCUGAGUAUAACUCCAUUUUGAAAUAAAGAUCUUGACUGGGAGCUGAAUUCAAGUACCAGGAAAUAUCACAGAAUAUUCACGUGGAAGAAAACAAAGUUAACUCUCCUAGCAACAGCCUCCAGGAAAUAUUACAGAAUAAAUGCUUCAUAGAAAAUAGAGACAAACUCCCUGGCAAUAAUCAAUGGGAAUUGGGUGGGAAAAUUCUCCCCAAUGUUUCAGAUAUAGUUUAGAAAAAUGGCCAUUGUGAUUAUAUGCCUUAGCCGUUAUGAUUGUGUGCCUCAGAAAAGGUCACCUUGCCCCUCUAACUUUUAUGCAAUCCUGUAACGCCAAGGCUUGUACCCCCCUGCUUGCUGCCAUGGAAACCCUCCACCCCUGCUCACAGACUUUCCCUUUAAAAAUCCUGUUCACUCAGAGCUCGGGGUCCCACUUCUCUACUGCUGCGUCAGUGAGACUUGGGUCCCAAGUUCGAUCGCUCUCGUAAUAAAGCUCUCUUGCUAUUGUAUCAA
Molecule: messenger RNA, 3456 nt
Organism: Meriones unguiculatus (Mongolian gerbil)
Lineage: Eukaryota; Metazoa; Chordata; Mammalia; Rodentia; Muridae
Product: serine protease inhibitor A3N-like
Exons: 5
Coding region: 103-1410 (435 amino acids)
Biological process (GO): negative regulation of endopeptidase activity
Molecular function (GO): serine-type endopeptidase inhibitor activity
Source: RefSeq, a predicted model, not a curated record